Molecule: messenger RNA, 1083 nt
Organism: Colletotrichum abscissum
Lineage: Eukaryota; Fungi; Ascomycota; Sordariomycetes; Glomerellales; Glomerellaceae
Exons: 2
Coding region: 1-1083 (360 amino acids)
Source: RefSeq, a predicted model, not a curated record
AUGCCCUACCUCCAAGCCAUGUCUUCUGUGUGGAAGCAACAACCUGAAGAGGUGGCGGACAAGGUCUUGAAGAGGGUGGAAGUGAGCAAGAUAGCCCGAAGACUGCAGAACCGACUCGCGCUCGCCCAAUUCAAAACCAAGCAUGGCUGGGAAGACCUAACACUCGAUACCAUCGAACCAAAGUAUGAGGAGGAACUGCGACGGAAGCGUUUAACCGAGGGAGACCUCCUGUCCGACUCCUCUUCGAGCGCCUCCGACCUUCCAUAUCCCACGAGAGCCCUUAUGAGCUCUCCUCUGAAAGCUCCCCUCUUUUCCGACGCCAUCGGCUCCAGCAACGGGAGCACCGGCCAUCGCAAGCGCACCUACAUGGCAUCUUUCGACUGUCCAUCGUCUAGCCCAAGCAAACGCUAUCGCUCGUCCCCUACUCCCAUCAAGUCGCUGCACGGCCAUACUUCGUGGAAAGAAAGUCAUCAGCUAGCGCAAUCGUCUCCGAUUAAGCCCAGAAGGCAACAACACUUCACCACAUCUACUGGCCCCGAUGUUUCAUUCUUUCAGGGGGCUCGAAGACUAGCAGACGACCUGGUGUCGCCAAACUUUGCGGCAGCCUCGGAUGAUGAAGACGAUCUCUUGCCCGUACAGUCAUUCAGGGCCACGAAUAUUCGGUCUUCACCCCCUACAACACCACCAAUGCGCAAUCGAAUGUUGCCCAAUCGCCGUACCAAGGACCAAGGCGCCAACGGUGAACCCGUCAAAUCCGGCCAAGAAGGCGCCGACCUUCUGCUGUACCUGGCUGCCUCUCCGUCACCCGCCGUUCCAUCUACCAAGACAAGGAUGGAGCCUCCUUCGACGCCUCCUUCCAAGGUCAGUCGAGAUAUGACUUUGCCUUCUUCACACAUGACCACCCCAGGUGGCGGCAACAUGUUCCCCAACACGCCCGGGCAAGGUUUCGACUUCGCAGAUUUUGUCAACAUCACGCCUAGUCCUGCUCAAAAGGCAUGGAAGACACCCGUCGCUCUCUCCUCGGCGAGGACUCCCGUCAGUCUGGCUAGAAGACGAUUGACGUUUGACGAACCCCUGGCUUGA